This is a messenger RNA of Populus euphratica (Euphrates poplar), 1407 nucleotides long. RefSeq lists its product as uncharacterized. The coding region runs from base 120 to 1106 and encodes 328 amino acids. Gene Ontology annotation, cellular component: cytoplasm; nuclear speck. The record is from RefSeq and is a predicted model, not a curated record. Gene Ontology annotation, molecular function: nuclear import signal receptor activity. NCBI's taxonomy places the organism in Eukaryota, Viridiplantae, Streptophyta, Magnoliopsida, Malpighiales, Salicaceae. Gene Ontology annotation, biological process: maintenance of protein location in nucleus; response to red or far red light. The transcript has 4 exons.
UUGAACUGUAGGGAUAGGAGGGGUGAAGAACGUAAUUUAGCCAUUUGAAUAAACAAAAUGUCGGGGCCCUCGGUGGGAUGGGGGCUCGCGCCAUCUCCAAGAAUCCCACGUGACACGAAAUGUUAUUGUCUCGUGAGUCAUCAUCUCCAAAAAAAGCCAGAGCUCCGGAUGGAGUAAUCCUAGUGCGAGUACUGUUCAAUCACCCUGCCUCAGUUAAUCUUCGGAAAAAGGAAGGAAAAGGGGGAGGACACGCUCUCAUUUCAAUGUUUCUCUCUCUGCCCGCCAUGGAUGAAGAUAACGAUGAGAUUAACAGCUUCCAGCUCGAAGAAGCAGUCAACUCCAAAUUUUUUUACUUGAACAAGAAAAGGAAGACACAGCCUGAGCAAUUAGGCUUGCCCAUUUCAAAACAUAAAUGCUGGGAUCAUCGUUUCCCUCUCAAAACUUCCAAAAUAUAUGAAGAAAAUGAAGAAGAAAAGGACUUGAUCACAUGCAUAAUCGUGCAAAAUGCUGAACGACAGGCCAUUGAUGAAGGAUCAGAUCCUGAAUCUGCCAAAGAUAGCAAUAGUUUUGUUGAAGAUUCUGACUUUGCCAUGUCUGUGGAUGGUGAAGCUAAAUUUGAGAAGGAGGUUUCAAAGAUAUGGCCACCUGAAAGGCCCUCAACUUCAUCAUUCAGCUGCAACAGUCUCAAGGAUGCUCAAUAUUCUUCAGACAGUGCUUUAGCAGCACGACAUGCCGGAAAAGAGGAAUUGACAUUUGUGAAAGGGGAGAUUGAUCAAUGCGGUCAUGAUGAUGGAUUACUAGCAUCUCAGAAUCUUGAAGAGCCUAUCCUCGAAUUUGAAAGCCCUUUAGAUUACAGUUGCUCUGAAUUUGGAAUUGACAGCAUCGAAACAUGCACAGGUAAAGAACUUGAUGAUAUUCUCUAUUCCAAUGGAGUUAAUCCAAAUGUGUAUGCCCUUUCAUCCAGAAGAUGGCUGUCAACCAAGAAGCUCAGUCAGGCCCCAGAAAACCAACCAUUGAUCAAGAAUUUGAGCAGUACUUUUCCAUGCUUAUGCUGUGAUAGUGAGCACUUGUAUUUAGAGCUUGAAGCGAAUGAUUUUAGUACAUAGCUGCAGUAUGUGACUCAUUAGAGUGCAAGUCAAAACAUAAAAGAAGCUUUCGUUUUCUGGUUAAGGCAAGCAUUCCUCGUGAGGGCUGAUUGUGACCAGUUCAGUGAAGCAAUGCCCUUUUUCUUCCAAUCUUCGAGCAAGCUUAGUUUUGCUUGUAUAAUACAGCUGUUUUCUGCUCCUCCACGGUUCUUGUACCAUGCAAGUCGUGAACUUUUAGAAGUAUUGACGGAGCUCUUUCUUAAUGGAUCCUGUUGUUGGCGUUAUGGAUUGAGAAUUUGAGGAAAACCCUCAUAUGUUAGUU